CAGUUAGUUGUUGAUGUUUUGAGGGUCUCAUGGAUGCCAAAAGAUUUAACUGCUCAAGAGAUUCAAUCAGCAGUCUCCCCGAUGAGAUUCUGAGCAAAAUUCUAUCCUUAAUUACCUCCACAAAGCAAGCUGCUUCAACAUCUAUUCUCUCCAAACGAUGGAGGUAUCUCUUCACAUUCACACUGGUGGAUAAUCUCGACUUGGAUGAUUCCGACUCGCAAAGUGUGCAUGAUGUGUUCCCCGAGAGUUUCAAGAACUUCGUGGAUCGAACACUUUUGCAAACCCUAAACCCGAUCAACAAACUCUCCCUUCAGUGCCACGUUGGCAAAGAAGACGAUCUCCAAAAGGCUUGUGUGAGCCGCUGGAUAACCAAUGCCGUUAACCUCAGUGCUUCGGAGCUUGACUUGAGGAUAAAAGAUAAAGGUAUUCACUACCUACCUCCAAGCCUCUUCGCUAGCGUUUCGCUUGUUAAACUGACGAUAGGAACAAAGCUCUAUCUUGGAACCAUCCCUCCCAAUGUCUCACUCCCAUCUCUCAAGACUCUCUUCAUCGACACCGUUUUCUUCGAAUACGGAGAUCUUUGUGAUGUGCUUCUUGCUGGUUGCCCCGUCCUCGAGGAGCUAACAGUCCAUCACCAUGACUUUUCGGCUACCCCUCACACCAUAGCAAGCCAGACCGUCAAGAGAUUGUCAGUUCACUACGAUUCACCCUUUGAUGUUGAGUGUUGUAGCUUUAUGUCCUUUGACCUCCCCAACCUCCUCUUUCUUGAAUACUCCCAUUGUGCCUUGAGUGAGUAUAUACAAGUUAAUCUUGAAUCCCUAGUCGAUGCUAAACUCGAUCUUUACCCGGAAAAAAAAGCCGGUGAGAGGCCAGAUGUUACGAAUCUCAUUAGGGGGAUGCGACAUGUGCACACCCUUCAUCUCUCCCCUGUUUCCGUUGAUGUGAUUUAUUGUUACUGUUGGGAUGGGUUACCAGUGUUCAACAAUCUUGUUAGUUUAUCUAUGGGGAUUACGAAUAAGCAAGGCUGCAAGUUGCUGGCAUAUCUACUUAACCAGUCUCCAAAGCUUGAGACUCUAAUCAUCCAGGAUCUGAAUUAUUACACUCGCUCUGUUCCCAUGCCACAGAACAAAGUUAAGAUGUUGCAUAUUCUUCAUUAUUAUGGAACUGCGCUAGAGUUGAAGACUUUUCUGCAGGAAUUCGAUUGUCUUGCAAUGGUUCAAGUGCAUGUCGCAGAAGCUGUUGAAGAUAAUGUGCAAACCAAAAAGGAUAUAAUGAUGCUUCUUGGAGCUUCACUUCCAUUCAAGUGUCAGUUCAAAGUCACAUAAAGCUUAAAAUGUUCUGUCCAACUUAAUAUUUGUGACAUCUGAGUUCCAUCUUAAAUCAGUCCUUUUUCUUUCCGCAUUGUGUAAAAGUGUCAUUCGAGGCUUAGCAUUUUGAUGAAUUAUUAAUGUUGGUGGAGCUUCUUAUUAAUGUACAAAGAGAU
This is a messenger RNA of Eruca vesicaria subsp. sativa (arugula), 1483 nucleotides long. The record is from the annotation of a GenBank genome assembly. NCBI's taxonomy places the organism in Eukaryota, Viridiplantae, Streptophyta, Magnoliopsida, Brassicales, Brassicaceae.